UAUGGUGUGUGUAUGUGGUGUGUGGUGUGUGUGAUGUUUGUGUAUGGGGCGCUGUGCUCACACCAGGAGCGCCACGUGGUCAGUUCGCAGGUGACACUCCGGGGCAGCUGUGCGCAACUUUCCUUCCACGGGACAUGGGGCGCGUGACACCGGCUCCAUUAGCUGGCUGGCCCCUCGCCCCGCAGGUGAGCACAGCCAACCGCGCUAAUCGGAGGCGCGGCAGGAGGACACCACAGCCACACCGACAUCACGGGGCUCGGGAGGCCAUGAAGAAGGCCUGGCAGAAAUGGGGCCGCAAGAGAGCCCUCGUGCGUGGCCGCCUCGGGGUGCAGCUGCCGGAGGCUUCCAACCUCGUGCGCGUCUUCCUCAGCUCCACUUUCUCGGACAUGCAGACGGAGAGAGACACGCUCCUGGACAAGGCCUACCCCGAGCUGCAGGCCUUCUGCCAAGAGCGUGGCCUCACCUUCGAGGUGGUCGACAUGCGCUGGGGGGUGCGUGACACGGUGGCGGUGGACCACAUGACCACGGAGCUUUGUCUGCGGGAGAUCGAGAGCUGCCAGAAGACGUCUGUGGGCCCCACCUUCGUGGCCCUGCUAGGGAACCGCUACGGCUACCGACCGCUCCCGCGCACCAUCCCCGAGGCGGAGAUGGAGGCGCUGCGCGGCUGCGCGUCCCGCGAGGAGACGGAGCAGCUCGAGGCGUGGUUCUGGCGAGACGCCAACGCGGAGCCGCCUCUCUUCCUGCUGCAGCCAAUCACCGCCUUGCUGCCGCACUUCGACGACCAGCGCGGGAUGGUGGAGGGGAUGGAGCGGGGAGAAUUGCCUGUGGCAGACAUCGGAAGCGGUCUCUACCCAGGCGGAAGAGAAGACCUCAGAGCUGACGGUGGCGGCGGCGUCAGUGGCAUCAGCGGCUUUGGCAGUGACGACGCCUUCAUCUCUGCGCCCCUACAGGACCCCUCGCGGGCCGAGUUACAGGCGCGGGACGCGGCGCUCUGGAGAGACACGGAGUCCCGCCUCUCGGACAUCCUGAGACGCAGCGCGGGCGCAGCCAUGCGCAAGGGUCUCCUCUCCGCACAGAGAUACCACGCGUACCUCUGCUCAGCCCCCCCUCGCCGGCACGGGGUGGGGGGGGCGCCCCCAACCCCCCCCACCCGCCCCCACCGUGCGGCCGAGUGUUGCUCCGUGUUCGUGCGCGAGGCCCGCGGGGUGGCCGCGUGCGUGCCCGCGAGCGAGCGCGCCCGAGUCUUCGUGGACGCGGAGCGUGGCCCCGACGGGGCCUUCCGCGUCGACGCGGAGGCGCAGGCGCUGCUGCGCUCGCUCAAGCGCCGACUGCGAGCGCACGGCGGCGGCGGCGGCGGCGGCAUCCGGGGUCCUCCGGCGGGAUCCGAGGCCGCCCCCCGCGCCCGCCUCGUGGUGUACCAGGUGGAGUGGAGCGAGGGCAUGGUGGACUCGGCCGUCGAGUCGCACCGUCGCUACCUGGACAGCGUCUGCCGCACGUUCACCGCGGAGCUGAAGCGGCAGAUCACGCGGUGCGUGGAGGCGGCGCGGCGGGCGCAGGCGCCGGACGACCGCCUGCUGCAGGAGCUGGGCCACCACGCGGCGCAGUGCGAGCGCAAGUCCCGGGGCCUGUGCGGCCGCGCGGCGCUGAUGGCCACGCUGUGGUCACGCCUGCACGAGCGGCGGCGCGGAGCCGGAGGACACCCCCCGGUGGUGGUGUUCGGACCGUCGGGCACCGGCAAGACGUCGGUGCUGGCCGAGUUGGUGCGCCAGGCGCCGGAGCAGCUGGGCGAGGAGGCGGUGGUGGCGGCGCGCCUGCUGGGGACGUCGCCGCUGAGCUCGGACAUCCACGCGGUGCUGCGGGGCCUCUGCCUGCAGCUGUGCCUCGCCUACGAGCGCGAGCGCCCGCCCGCCCACGUGCUCAACGUCUACGCGGACACCGUGCGAAACCACGCCGCCGCCUCUCCCCGCCCCAGGUUCUUCCACCGGCUUCUGGCGAGCGUGGGCGAGCAGCCGCAGGCGCCGCCGCUGCUGCUGGUGCUGGACUCGCUGGAUCAGCUGUCGGGCACGGACGGUGCCCACCGCCUGCACUGGCUGCCCAAGCGCUACGCGGCGAGCGUGCUCGUGGUCGUCUCCACGCUGCCCAGCGAGCACGGCAUCCUGGACGCGCUGCGCGCCGCCGUGCACGACGCGGACGCGUACCUCGAGGUCGAGCCUCUGAUGCCGGAGAAUGGCGGGGAGAUGAUGGAGGGGCUCCUGCGGGCGGCGGGCCGCACGCUGGCGGGCGAGCAGCGCGCCCUGCUGCUGGCGGCCUUCGCCCGCUGCGGCCAGCCGCUCUUCGUGCGCCUGGCGUUCGACGAGGCGCGCCGCUGGCGCUCGUUCGCGCCGCUCGGCGUGGAGCUGCGCGGGCGCGUGGCGAGCGACACGAGGGAGGCCGUGCACGCGCUGUACGCGCGCCUCGAGGCGCAGCACGGGCGCGCACUCGUGGCACACGCGCUGGGAUUCGUGGUGGCAUCCAGGAGCGGCCUCUCGGAAGUGGAGCUCAAGGACUGCCUCUCGCUGGACGACGCGGUGCUGGCCGACGUCUACCAGUACUGGUCUCCGCCCAACCGCGACAUGGUGCGCCUGCCGCCCCUGCUGUGGACGCGCCUGCGCCACGACCUGGCCGACUACCUGGUGGACCGGCAGGCGGACGGGCACACCGUCAUCGCGCUCUACCACAGGCAGUUUGUGGAGGCGGUGCAGGAACGCUACCUGCAGGGCGAGGAGCGCCGCCUGCUGCACCAGACGCUCGCCGACUACUUUGGCGGCAGCUGGGCUGGGGGCCGGCGCAAGACGAUCCACCUGAGCCAGCGCGGUGAGGUGCUGCACGCGGACCGCAAGGUGCGGCCCUCGGGAUCGCGUGUGUACAUGGGGAGCGGUGGCGCAGCGGUUAGCGCGCCGGGGCUGAGGACCCGACGAGCCGGGUUACUUUUUGCGGCCCACGGCCAUCGUCGGUGGCGCACACGAGCCUCUCCGAGGUCGCGCAUGUGCGUAUGUGUGUGCGCGGUCGCCGCCCAGCCGCUACGAUUUGGCGAGGACAAGGUGAACCUGCGCAAGCUGAGCGAGCUGCCGUUCCACCUGGCGCACGCGGGGCGCCACCAGCAGCUGCGGGAGGAGAUAUUCGGCAGCGUGGAGUGGCUGUCGCUGAAGCUGAGCGCGUUGGGCGUGAAGGCGCUGCUGGAGGACUUUGCCCUUGCGCUGGAGCUGCAGCCGUGCGCCGAGACGCAGCUGGUGCACGACGCCAUGCUGCUCAUCCGGCCCACGCUCGAGUUUAUGGAGAACGGCGUCGACGAGUCGGUCUUCUUCGUCGAGCUGCUGGCUCGCCUCGAGUACUUCGAACGGCGGUACCCGACCAUGGUGGGGCGGCUGUGCGCGCAGUGCCGCCAGCUGUGCCAGACGCGGCCGGAGCCGAUCCUGCUGCCACUCUGGGGCUGCCUCCAGCCCCCGGGAGGACCCCUCCGCACCACACUCACGGGCUUUGGCCAGGGCGUCUCGGUGCUGGCUCUGAGCGCCAGCGGGAGGGUGAUGGCCGCGGGCUCUCUGGAUGGCACCAUCAUCGUGUGGGACCUGCAGGAGGACGAGGCCACCCACACGCUCACCGGGCACGCGGGCGAAGUGCUGUCCUUGGUGCUGGGCCGCCGGGCCGACCUGCUGGUGUCGUUCGGGCGCGACUCAACGGCGCGCGUGUGGAGCCUCGUCACGGGGAAGGAGGUGACGCUCGUGUCCACGGCGCCCGCCGGCCCCAACGUUCCCAGCGGCUCCAGCGGCUCCACGGGCCCCACCAGCUCCGCCACCGCCGCCUUAGGCAAGGAGGAGGAGGAGGACGAGGUGUCGUACAGCCUCAUCGUCGUGAGCGAGGAGCGGGAGGAGUUCCACCUCUUCACUAACUCCACGCUCCACUCGUUCUCCCUGUGGAGCGGAGCGCCGCUCCUCUCGGAGCCGCUGGGCGGUCGGUCGCGCUGCCACGCGCUCGGCGGGGAUGGCGAGGGCACUGUGGCGGUGGUGACAGCGGCGGCGGCGGCGGACGGCGGCGACGCCGACGAUGGCGGCUGCUGCCCCGGCGGCGGCGUGCGCGUGAGCCUCGUGGAGCCGGGCGCCGGCUUGCUGAAGCGGCGUCUCGACGCGUGGGUGCCGGGGCCGGCGGGCCCCGCGGGGCGCCCCGUCUGCGUGGCCGUGGCCGGGCCCGGGCUCCUCCUGGCCGGGUUGGCCGGCGGCACGCUGCUCACGGUGUCGCUGGAGGCUGGCGGUUGCUGCCGGAGCACCGAGGCCCUGGGAGCGGAGCCCAGGUUCAUUGCCGUGAGCCCCGACUGCACGCUCGCUGCCGUCGGAGUGGACAAGCGCGUGUGCGUGUUCGACCUGCGGGGCGCCGGCGAGGCCCCCGCGCGCCGCGCCGUCGAGCCGCGCCACCAGGACCGCGUGGAGGCCGCCGUCUUCUCGGGCUGCACGGCCCUCAUCAGCGCCUCGCUGGACGAGACCAUCAAGGUUCGGGCGGCAUCUCCCGGGCCCGCUGCCGGCACCGCUCGCCCCUCUCGCCUUCCGCCCCCCCUCGCAUUCGCAAGACGCCGCGGCGUACGGGGGCGGCGUGGGUGGUGUGUCAGAGUCAGAAUCAGAAUAUUCAUACCGGGAGGAGGGAAGAAUCCGAUGAGCUAUAAAGCUCUUGUUCACAGAUGUCCAGCAGGAGCGCCAGGACCAGCUACGACGCCCACGACCGCCAGCGGUGGGCACGGUGAGGCUUCGUGCUCCCGGAGCGGGGACAACAAAGCGUGUAUGGUGGAGCGAGCUCGCGUGCGCGUUGCUCUGGUACGUACGAUGUGCGAUGCGCGUGCGUGUGCCGUGUGCGGUACUCAGGUGUGGGACCUGCGGGACGGGCUGACGUUGCGCGAGUGCAUCGAGGGGAUGGGCAUGGCCGUCACGGCGCUGUGCCUCGCCGCCGAUGGAAUCUUGGUGUCGGCUUCGCGCCAGGCUUACUACCUCAAGGUGUGGGACGUGGGUGAGAGACGCCUGCGCGGGGACCCCGGGGGUGGCAGCGCCGGGGGGCUCCUGAGCCCCCCGUUUCACGACCGCAGCGGCCUCGUGGCCCUGACGGUGGACGCGGCCACCGUGGUGCUGCAGGACAUGGAGGAGGCGUCGCGUGUUGUUCUGUGGGACACGCGCACAGGAGCACCGCGCCAGCUCGUGAGCUGCCCUGCGCACGUGACGAGCGUGGAUUGUGCAAGGGGUCGCGACCUCAUCGUCAUCGGUCUCAGCUCAGGCCUCGUGCUGGCGCUGACUCCACAGCUGGACACCGCGGAGAGCGGCCGAGAGGGGGCCGUGCCCCCCGCCGACGCGCCGUGGGCUGUGGCGGCCGAGCUGGGGGUGGCCGGGGCGGUGAGCGUCACGUGCUUGGCGCUGGGGGCCGGGGACUCGCGCCUGGCCGUGGGGCUCUCCUCCAAUCGCGUCGCCGUGCACUGCACAAAGACGUGGCUGUGCCAGUGCGUGCUGGAGGCAGCGUGCCGCGGGGCGCUGAGCGCCGUGGCGCUGCUGCCCGGGCUGGCCGGCGCUAUGUGGGGCAGCGACUCGGGGCAGCUGGGCCUCGCGCUGCGGAGACCGCCCACGCCCGCCGGCAAAGGGGACCGGGAGCCGGCGUCGUCGCCGGUCACGGAGGGAUCGUCCCGGACCAAGGACCGCGCUGACGACGGCGGCGGCGGCGACGGUGGAGAGCGUUGCGUGGAGCUGGAGGGCUACGGCACGCGCGUCUCGUGCGUGCUGCUGAGCCCCGGCGGGCGAUAUGCCUUCGCGGGCUGCGAUGGCACGCUGCAGCGGCUGUGGUGCGCGCGCACCUGGCAGGUGCUGCACGAGUACACGUACCAGGGAGCCUUCUACCAGGGCGUCACCUCUGCCGCCUUCUCCCCCGAGGAGCGGUUCCUGUUCACCGGCUCGCGCGACCGCUCCAUCAAGGUGUGGUGCGUCGUGACUGGUAUCCUGCUGAAGGUGCAGUACGUGUACGCGACGGUGACGCGCGUGAUCGCCAUGGAGACGCGGGGAGGGCCCUCGGGCGAGCAACUGGGGCCCGAGGCGCGGCCGGCGUGGGCCUGCCUGGUGCUGGCCUGCACGCGCCUCGGAUACGUCCUGCGUCUCGAGUUCCGCUGCCCCCCGCGCCUCGCCCCAGGGUACGACCCCCUGCGCUACAUCAAAGCGUCGUCCAGCGUGUGCUCUCGCAGGCCCAGCGCCCUGGGCGGCCCGUGCCGGGAGCAGGCGGAGGCCGUGCCGGAGGCCGCCGCGCGGGCGGAGUGGACGCGGGGGCUGCAGGACGACCAUGGCGGCAGUGGGGCCGUGGGGGCCACGAGGGGCCACGAGGAGGCCGCCGUGCCCGGCAGACGCGGCGGCUCAUCGCGCACCUGUGCCCUGCUCUGAGCCGUCACGUGGGGGGAGGGGUGCGGGUUGGGGGGGGGGGCGCACGUCGUCUGUGACGUCACCACGCUGCAUCGUCACGCGGCUUUCUGGUCUUCUCGCCUCGCCGAGCGAGCGAGCGACUCGCAAUCGGAGUUUGAAUAUUAUUUAGACCGGAGGAAUCCGAUGAGCUAUGAAGCUCUUUUUCACAGAUGGUCCAGUAGGGGCACGGGGGUCAGAACGUUACAACAACAAACACAAGACUCACAAACACGAUAAGAGUGCAGGGUAUAGGAAAGGAAGUUGCUGACUUCGAAUCCUGGAUGGGAAGUUGACACAGACCAUCAUCCCUCUGGGGUAGAUAAAAUGAGUCACUGGUUUGUAGUGGCUGUCUUAUGGUUAGACCUGCCCCGCCAUAGGAAUGAGGAAUUUCCACCACUGGCUCAGAGCUGCAAACAGGAGAUCAGUGCCACCACAAUGCUCAUUUCAGCAGGAAAAUCACCAACUCUUGUGAUUUCAUUCCAUUUAUAAUUUAUAUCUAAAAUAAUGUGCCCCAAAGUAGCUCUCGAGUCAUCCGUGAACCAAAUUUGCGCGAGACACGAGGUACAUUCAUCAUUAGGAUCUCAUCGCAUCCCCUCGGGUCGUUGCUGAUUUAUAUUUUAAUAUUCAUUUAGAAUGUGUAAUGUGUAAUACUAACUCAUGCAAGAUAAUUAUUCGGUGGCGCAGAAAAUCAAUCGAGCGCUCAUACUUGCGGCAAAAAAAACCGGAGUUCCCGGAGAAAACUCACGCAGUGUGACGGAGCGAGGGAGGUUAGUAACACUCGACCUCCCGUAGCAAGAUGGAAAUUAUAACCCACUUGCUGUACUGCCACCGUACCCUGGGCCAUCAGUCGGAGAGAAGAUGUGGACCAUCGACGCGCACGGGCAAUGGAGGGGAGUUCCGCGCAGUGCGCGCGCCCAGUCCACCAGACCUCGCGCUCGCUGGCCUCGUUCCGCUUCCAAAAUCGUGGUUGGAUAAGAACACAAAUUCUGUCAGAUCACUGGAAUGAACCCAUGCCUGUG
Petromyzon marinus (sea lamprey) is the source of this 7468-nucleotide messenger RNA. Lineage: Eukaryota; Metazoa; Chordata; Hyperoartia; Petromyzontiformes; Petromyzontidae. The record is from RefSeq and is a predicted model, not a curated record.